Messenger RNA from Spizellomyces punctatus DAOM BR117, 1121 nucleotides. RefSeq names its product nicotinate-nucleotide diphosphorylase (carboxylating). Bases 36 to 938 code for a protein of 300 amino acids. NCBI's taxonomy places the organism in Eukaryota, Fungi, Chytridiomycota, Chytridiomycetes, Spizellomycetales, Spizellomycetaceae. The record is from RefSeq and is a predicted model, not a curated record. Gene Ontology annotation, molecular function: nicotinate-nucleotide diphosphorylase (carboxylating) activity. The transcript has 6 exons. Gene Ontology annotation, biological process: quinolinate catabolic process; NAD+ biosynthetic process. Gene Ontology annotation, cellular component: cytoplasm.
CUAAAAUCUUUCGUCGCAUCUCAGUUUCACUUACCAUGUCACAACCAAGCACAUACGGAGACUUGAGCCAUCUCCUUCCGACAAACUGGAAAAAGACGGUUUCCUCUUGGUUGGACGAAGACACACCUUCUUUCGACUACGGGGGCUUUGUGGUCGGUGAAACGGAUCAAGUUGCCAUCUUGUACGGGAAAGCCCCGGGAGUGCUCGCAGGAGUACCAUUUUUCGACGAAGUGUUCCGUCAAGUAGAUUGCAGAGUUGAAUGGUUUCUAAAGGAGGGGGAGUUCUUCAGUCCGGGGGAAAAUGGCCGAAAAGAGGUGGCAAAAGUGCAUGGUCAUGCUCGUAAUCUAUUGUUAGGUGAAAGGCCCGCUUUAAACAUGCUUGCGCGUGCAAGUGGCAUCGCUACACGAGCACGACGACUUCGGGAGCUAAAAGAUAAGCACAAUUGGAAGGGAGUCAUCGCUGGCACUCGAAAGACCACUCCUGGCUUUCGAAUUGUUGAAAAGUAUGCUAUGCUUGUCGGGGGUGUGGAUACACACCGCGUGGAUUUGUCCUCAAUGAUUAUGCUAAAGGACAACCAUGUCUGGGCUACUGGCUCGAUCACGAAUGCGGUACGGGCGGCGCGUUCAACAGGUGGAUUUGCGCUGAAAAUAGAAGUGGAAUGUCGCACGGAGGCGGAGGCAGAUGAGGCUAUAGAAGCGGGUGCUGACAUCAUCAUGUUGGAUAAUUUCGAUGGCAAUGGUCUCAUCUCAACGGCGAAGAAAUUAAAGGAUAGGUACGCAGGAAAGAGGAUGUUCCUGAUCGAAGGCAGUGGCGGACUGACUGAGGAAAACGUUUCGUCAUACUUCGGUGAAGGUGUCGACGUUCUUAGUUUUGGAUCUCUAUCACAAAGUGUUCCACAUAUUGACUUUUCACUAAAAGUGCAGCCAAGGCAGAAAUAGACAUUUAUUUUCUCAGGUCACAACGUUUGGACGUAAUACAUGUUAUACAGGUUACUUCAGCUGAAAAGUACGAUCCCUUGCGUAAGCUCACAAUUCGUCCUUGACAUGCACCUUCUCUGCUUCCAGGGCCUCUUCCGCCUUCUUCUUUGCGAUGAACGGACAUUCAUGACCUUUAUGCGCGUG